AUGAAUCCCUCGACCAGCUCCGCCUCUCACCAGGCCAGGUCGUCGUCGGGCUCGGGUCGCUCUCAGCGAAGUGCCAAUCCCGACAAGCAGAUCUCACAGAUCGAAAAGAGCGUGACCCAUCUCCUCGUGGCCACCAAACAACUACUCGAGACGCUGACACAAUGGUCGCGCGGACAGGCGCAGGAAGAGGAGGUCUCCGAUGUCUAUGUCCGGUUGGGAUACGAAUUUAACCUGGCUUGCCGCGCCUUCAAUUCCAUCGGCGUCGAGACCGCCGACCUUGGUCCUGUGCCUGAUCUACUGCGGAAUAUCCUCGAAGACACUCUGAGUCAACCUGCGUCACCUCAGGCCCUCGACAACUACCUCCCCCGAAUCCGCGACAUCAUCAUCAACCUACUUCACGGUCUGAAGAGGAAGCAGAGCAGACUGCGAGGUCGCGCCACGAAAGAUGGGUCUUCUACACCACAACCAAGGCCAGCUGUGGGCGGGGGCAGACAAGGCAGCGUAUCUACGACGGGGAGCAAUGAGACGGGCCUUACCCACAUGCUUGAUGAUGUGCCCAGCUCUACUUCGAGUAUGCGCGCUCAGUCUCCUCCAGGGGCCAGCACGGCUUCCGAUCAGCUCUAUGCACCGGCGAAUGCUUCAGCGGUGACGCCGGCAAACCGAGCUACUCUCAACCGACACUCAAUGCGACGGGAUGUCCCUCUUCCAUUGCCUCAAUCCGACUCCAGCUCGACGAUAUCCUCUUCCGCCACGCCUCAGAGCGUGCCCGCGCCCAGUUUCCCCCUGGGUCACGACGCAGACGGGUCACCCUCGGUGACCCAGAUCAAUUUUCCACAUCCUCCGCCACCACCACCCAAGGAAACUGACGCCCUGACCAGGCUGCAAAGAGGGGGGGAUUUGGAAAGACGUGCCUCACGAAGGUUCUCGGCGUAUCAGAUACAAAAGCAUCUUGGUGCCUCUCCGAAUGGUGUACCUGUCAUACCCACCGCGCAGAACUCCCCCAUUCCCAACAGGGGGAAGGAGGUGCGCGAAUCUCUGAGCGCUGUCCGAUCCCGCAGUUCCUACCAACAAUCUCGGUCAAAGUCUCUUCGUCAAGGAGAUAUAUCGCCGAGUAGGAGCGGCACUGUAAGGGCGCCCCAGCGGAUCUCCGAGGAGAGAGAGGAAACCCCGGUCCUCUCAUUACAAGACGUACCACCCAUGCAACGACCCGAAGAGCCGACGAAUCUUGAUAGUCCGACUGUGAAGACCCCGGAUGAGUAUUUCAAUGCUCCCAGAAUUGACACCCGUGGGGGGGAUGCACUAGUGGGCGCAACUGUGAAUGGGCCGCUCAGUCCACCCCCCGAGGAAUUGCAGGAAACCGUCUCUCUCGACUCAGUAUUGGCGCCAGCACCUCCGGCUGAGCACACCACGCCCGUGGAGACAGACCCUGUCAAAACACCCGACGCCGCUCAGCGAAGGCCGCGAGACGGCGUGACACCACAGCAAUCGCAAGUACUCGCGAGCGACUCUUCACCCCAGCAAGGCAAAGAAUUGACCUUGUUCUUGCAGUACAGGAGCAAAAUCAAGAAGUUUGUGCUAGCGGAUGGGUAUGAGGAGCUCACCAUCGCACGGUUGCAACUAGCCUUCAUUGAGAAAUUCGCAUGGAAUACCCAGCAUGACGGCGCCGAACUGCCGGAAAUCUAUGUGCAAGAUCCUGUUUCUGGUGUCAGACAUGAACUGGAAGACCUCUCCGAUGUCAAAGAUCGCUGCGUACUUGUGCUCAAUGUUGAAGCUCUCGACGAGGUCAAGAAGCACUUUGACGAAGGCAUCGGCGGGCUUCAGAAGACCUUGGACGGAGUGCGGUCACUGUUGGAGGGGCAAGGGACAUUGAUGCAACGCUUCUCCGACCGGCAGCUGGAGACUUCCAAAGAGAUGGCGAGGAUGUCAGCCAUACCUGCCCAACAUCCCACGAGGACUCCGACCUUGGCCCAAGGCAAGUUUACGCCCUCAGCAGCUGCCUCGGCCUCGACCCUGCAGGAGAUUCAGAGUCUGCGUCAGGAAAUUGCCGUGCUACGGCAGACAUAUUCUACCAUGACCUCCGACUUUAGUGCGGCUAUGAGCGACAUCAAAGCCAAGGCGGCCAAUGUGAAAGCCGUGGCUGCAGAGGCUGCCAACGCGUCGUACAAGGGUGAUGCGGGCCGUGCACAUAUCAACGAAGGAAAGAAGACCUUGUCAGACGACUCGGAAGCGUUGGUCAACCGUGUGGACGAUCUCUCCGACAUUGUCGAGGAACUGCGUAAGGACGUGGUGAGUAGAGGAGUCAGACCGCUUCCGCGAGCACUCGAGGACAUCAGCAAGGAAAUCAGCGCCGCCGCCAAGCAACUCGCCAAGGUCAAGGACUUUGUCAAGCGCGAGAAACCGAUCUGGACCAAGAUUUGGGAGCAAGAACUCCAAAUUGUCAUGACCGAACGAGAUGACCUGACGCAGCAAGACGAGUUGCUGAACGAUCUGGACGGCGAUCUGGACGAUAUUACGAAUGUCUUCAAGCUUGUGGAAGAGGCUACAAAGCAACAAAACAUCCAAACAGGGGGAGGUGGUCGACAGCCCUCAAGGAGUCUUGCCUUUGACACCGACGUCGACCCGCACGAAGCGAAGAGCGGGAUGCUCGAUGAAGUCCGUGCCUUGCAGCCAAACCACGAGAGCCGACUUGAGGCCAUUGAGCGAGCCGAAAAGAUACGUCAGAAGGAGUUGGAGAGUCGAAAAGUGGGUGAGUUCCAGCGUGAGGUUGAGACUUUCGUGGAAGAGGGCAAGCUUAGGAAGACCGGGGGGAUGGAUGAAGUCGAACGCAGAAGAAAGCUGAAAGAUGAGCAGGCGAGAAGGGACAAUUACGAGCGACAGCAGGCGAGGGCAGCCGAGCUGGAGAGAAAACGAGCGGAAGAAGCGGCGGCGGCGGCGGCGGCAGCAGCAGCUUCGGCGGAGACGAAUGGCGCUUCUCCACAAGAAGGCAUCUCAGAGCAAGACCCUGAGACACCGUUCGAGGGCGGCAAAGAUGAAAGGGUACAACCGUCCGAUGGAGAAACUUUGGCCGCGCCUUCCGUUCCACCGAAAGAUGGGACGAGAGAAGCAGCAGAGGCAGCAGCCAAGGUCGAUCUGCCAGAAAUCGAAGUUGAAGCGGGACAUGAUGGCGAAAGGGGACUCGGUAUGUCAUUUUUUCGUGAUUCUAUGAGCGAAACCGGUUGA
Molecule: messenger RNA, 3219 nt
Organism: Cladophialophora carrionii CBS 160.54
Lineage: Eukaryota; Fungi; Ascomycota; Eurotiomycetes; Chaetothyriales; Herpotrichiellaceae
Exons: 2
Coding region: 1-3219 (1072 amino acids)
Biological process (GO): establishment of cell polarity
Cellular component (GO): cell tip; cytoplasm
Molecular function (GO): cytoskeletal regulatory protein binding
Source: RefSeq, a predicted model, not a curated record